CUCACAUCACAUGGAGAAGCUGCAAAACGCAAAUGGUGUGCUGCUGAGAUUGCCUCCCGGUUUCAGGUUUCACCCAACAGAUGAAGAACUUGUUGUACAAUACUUAAAGCGCAAGGUCCACUCUUCUCCUCUGCCUGCUUCCAUCAUCCCUGAGGUGGAUGUCUGCAAGUCUGAUCCUUGGGACCUGCCCGGUGUUGACUCUGAUCAGCAGGAGGAGAGGUUCUUCUUCAGCACCAGAGAGAUCAAGUAUCCCAAUGGAAACCGAUCCAACAGGGCCACCCAGUCCGGUUACUGGAAAGCAACCGGGCUGGAUAAGCAAAUUAUGGGGGCCAACCAAGUUGGAUUGGUUGGCAUCAAGAAAACUCUAGUUUUCUAUAAGGGAAAGCCCCCCACCGGCUCCCGAACUGAUUGGAUUAUGCAUGAGUAUCGUCUUGCUACCACGCAACCAACUCAGGGUCUGGAAAAGUGGGUACUGUGCAGAAUCUUUUUGAAGAAAAGAGGGAACUACAAGGACGAGAAAAAAAAUGUGCCGGUUUUCUAUGAUUUUCUGGCUACACCCAAGGUGAAGACGUCGUCGUCAUCAUCAUCAUCAUCGGGCUCAAGUGGAAUCACAGAAGAGAGCAGCACAAAUUGUUAAUUAGGAGAAAUCAAGAAUAAUGUUUCUUAGUUUUCUAGUACUAGUACUAGUAUCGAUGUUGGAGUUGAAAUUUAGAUGGAGUUUGUAAUCUCAUCUUGUUAAGUGUUAACAUGAGUUUUUGCCCUCAG
Molecule: messenger RNA, 765 nt
Organism: Helianthus annuus (common sunflower)
Lineage: Eukaryota; Viridiplantae; Streptophyta; Magnoliopsida; Asterales; Asteraceae
Product: NAC domain-containing protein 83
Exons: 2
Coding region: 11-637 (208 amino acids)
Biological process (GO): regulation of DNA-templated transcription
Molecular function (GO): DNA binding
Source: RefSeq, a predicted model, not a curated record